AUGUCGGGGGACGCCGCCGGCAGCGGCCCCCCGAGCCCGCGCUUCCUGGUGCCGCCGCCGCCGCCGCCUAAGAACGGCUCCAGCUCGGACAGCUCCGUCGGAGACAAGCUGGGAGCCGCCGAGCACGGGGCCUCCGGCUCCGGCGGAGCUGGCGGCGGACCGGGGAACGGAGGCCGCAGCGAGGAGUACCGGCGCCGCCGCCACACCAUGGACAAGGACAGCCGGGGGGCGGCGGCCACCGAGCACCGCUUCUUCCGCCGGAGCGUGAUCUGCGACUCCAACGCCACGGCCUUGGAGCUGCCCAGCUUGCAGCCCGCGGCGCCCUCGGCUCCCGUCUCGGGAGGCAGCGCGGCUCCCUCGGUGUUCCCUCCCGAGGGUGCCGGCCGGACCGCUUACCCCCCUGUCACCGCGGCCGACUCGCGGCCGCCGCCGCCCGCCCCGCUCCCCCUGGAAGGACAGACUGCUGAGGAGCCCCCGGCCGCCAAGGAUGCCGCCCCGCUGCUGCCCAAGGAGGAGGAGGAGGGGGACGAGGCGACUGCGCUACCCCCUACCAGCGCCGCUGGCAGCCUGUCAGCUGCCAGCCGGGAAUUCGAGGAGCGGAGGACGCAGCAGGAAGACAUCGAAGAGCUUGAGACCAAGGCGGUGGGCAUCUCCCCGGAUGGCCGCUUCCUGAAGUUUGACAUCGAGAUUGGAAGAGGCUCUUUCAAAACCGUGUAUAAAGGACUGGAUACUGACACCACUGUGGAAGUUGCCUGGUGCGAGCUACAGGACCGGAAGCUGUCCAAGUCAGAGCGACAAAGAUUUAAAGAGGAAGCUGGGAUGCUGAAAGGGCUUCAGCAUCCCAAUAUUGUCAGGUUCUAUGAUUCCUGGGAGUCUACAGUCAAAGGAAAAAAGUGUAUUGUUCUUGUGACGGAACUCAUGACGUCUGGAACGUUAAAAACGUAUUUGAAAAGAUUUAAAGUGAUGAAAAUUAAAGUGCUACGAAGCUGGUGCCGUCAGAUACUGAAAGGCUUACAAUUUCUGCACACACGCACUCCUCCCAUCAUUCACAGAGACUUGAAAUGUGACAACAUCUUCAUUACUGGCCCCACUGGCUCAGUCAAGAUUGGAGACCUUGGCCUGGCAACCCUGAAACGAGCUUCUUUUGCCAAAAGUGUGAUAGGUACCCCAGAGUUCAUGGCCCCCGAGAUGUAUGAGGAGAAAUAUGAUGAGUCCGUUGAUGUUUAUGCUUUUGGGAUGUGUAUGCUAGAGAUGGCCACGUCCGAGUAUCCCUAUUCCGAGUGCCAAAACGCCGCGCAGAUCUACCGCCGAGUGACCAGCGGUGUCAAGCCAGCCAGCUUCGAUAAAGUAGCAAUCCCUGAAGUGAAGGAGAUUAUUGAGGGAUGCAUUCGGCAGAACAAAGGCGAAAGAUAUGCUAUUAAGGACCUUUUGAAUCAUGCUUUCUUCCAAGAAGAGACUGGAGUACGGGUAGAGCUUGCAGAGGAAGACGAUGGAGAAAAAAUUGCCAUUAAACUCUGGCUGCGAAUUGAGGACAUCAAAAAACUCAAGGGCAAAUACAAAGAUAAUGAGGCGAUAGAGUUUUCAUUUGAUUUGGAAAGAGAUGUCCCAGAGGAUGUGGCGCAGGAAAUGGUGGAGUCUGGCUAUGUCUGUGAAGGGGAUCACAAGACAAUGGCGAAGGCUAUCAAGGACAGGGUAUCUUUGAUUAAGCGCAAGCGAGAGCAGCGCCAGUCGGUGCAAGAAGAACAGGAGAACAUACUUCAGGAAGAAGGUAGUCAGAAGCAGCAGCUGGAGCAACAGCAGCCAUCAAGUGCUUCCCAUGCAGGGUCAAAGCAUCCCCAGUCUGUCACUGGUACUGCUCCUGUCCCCACUGCUUCAGCAUCGGUUUCUACACAAGUGGAGCCCGAAGAGCCGGAAGCUGAUCAACACCAACAGCUGCAGUUCCAGCAACCCAGUAUAUCUGUUCUUUCUGACGGAACGGUUGACAGCGGCCAGGGCUCCUCCGUGUACACGGAAUCCGUGGGCAGCCAGCAGACCGUGUCCUACGGCUCCCAGCAUGAGCAGCCAGCCUCCAGCGCGGCGGUGCAGGGCUACCCAGCCUCAGCUGGCCCCGUGCAGCCCCAGCAGCACGGAGGAUUCCAGCCCCCUGCAGCGCCUCAACGUGGUCGUAGCAUGUCAGUUUGUGUCCCCCACCUUCCUGCUCUUCCCUGUAUGUCCUGCAUCCCUCUCAGUGCUCCCUGCACCCCACCACCAGCGCUGUCUGCACCUCUUUCUCCUUUCUACCUUCGGACUGUCCCUGAAGAAACCUUUGCAGAAAAGCUUUCUAAAGCCCUGGAAAGUGUCCUGCCCAUGCACUCUGCCUCUCCACGCAAGCAUCGACGCUCCAGCCUGCCCUCCCUCUCUGUCAGUCCUCCUCAGCAUCCUCGUGGGGGAACACCACCGUUCCCAGAUUCACAGAUCUUUUUCCCAACCGUUCACGAACGGCCGGUGUCUUUCUCACCACCGCCUGUCUGCCCGCCGAAGGUGGCAAUUGCUCAGCGGCGCAAGAGCACUUCAUUUUUGGAAGCCCAAACUUGCCACUUCCAGCCAUUGCUGAAGACUGGCCAGAGUUUAGUUCCACCCGGUGGUAGUCCCACCAAUUGGACUCCAGAGGCAUUUGUUAUGCUGGGCACAGCAGCUCAGAGAGUCGCUGGAGAGCCUCUGCACGUGCAAGUUAAUCCCGUGUUUGAGCGAGCUCCUGUCCACAGCGACUAUAGAUCUGGACCAACACCUCCAGAGGAUGCUCACUACAGGAUGCAUCCGGAAGCUGUGUAUUUGGUGGGCAUGCACUAUCCGUCACAGACACAGGUGCAAGGCCAGCCAGCCUCAAGCAAUGCAUCGGUGCCACCCCAGCCUACUCAACACACUCAGCAGAGCGCACAGCAGCCAGCCUCUUCCCAACAGCCUGGACAAUACCAGCUGCAGCAGCCCUCAGUUUCUGCCAGCACCACUCCUGCACAAACUGUCUCUCAAACUCAAACUUCACAGAUCAUGCCAAUGCCUCAGGCAGCAGCUGGGACACAGCUUCCUGUUUCCCAACCAGUGUCGAUCAUCCAAGGCGAGCCUCAAUUACCCGUUGCAGCAUCUUCUCUCCCUCAGCCUCCGGUUGCCCCGGCAGUCCCCGCUGGCUCUCACUUUGUGCCCGUGGGACAGGCCUUGCCGGCUCCCGCGCUUCCCCAGUUCCCGGGCUCUCAGUUGCCCGUAGCGGCUCCUCACGUGACGGCGGCUCCGGCGGCUUUCCCGUCGCUGCCCGUUCCCAUGGCCGCUGGCCUGGGCCAGCCGCUGCUCCCGCUGGCCGCGCCCGCCGCGGCCGCCGUUCCCGUGGGAGGCGGCGCUGUCCCUAGCCAGCUGCCCGCGCUGAUGCAGCCUGUGGCUCAGCUGCCCAGCCAGGUGCUCCUGCAGCCGCCUGUCCAGGCCGUGGGAUUGCCAGUCAGCAUUGGACAAGCUGCUGAAGCUUCGCUUCCUGCUGGAGAUGCUCUUUACCAGGGUUUCCCGUCUCGGCUGACCCCGCAGUUCGCAGCGGACUCGAGCGGCGCGCCUUCCUCGGCCGCGGCCUCAGCCAGCCUUCCCUCCGCCGUGCUGUCCCCUCCCCUGCCCGCAGACGCCGUGGCCCAGUCAGGCUACCUGGCUCCCGCUGUGCAGCCCUACGGGGAGCAGAACGUUCUGGUGUCCGUGGGCGGCCUGGGAGCGCAGGUGCCCGUGCCGCAGCCUCCUGUGAGUCUAGCGCAGCAGGCCUCGUCUGCCUCCUCACAGCAGGCAGCCGUGGAGGGUACUCAGGGAGUCUCACAGACUGCUUCUUCAGAGACUCUUCCAGCGACACAGCCUGCUCAGUCUACCCCUUUGGCUUCUUCUAUGGACAGUGCACAUUCUGAUGUUGCUUCAGGACUGAGUGAUGGCAACGAGAACGUCCCAGCUUCCAGUGGAAGGCACGAAGGGAGGACCACGAAGCGCCACAUGCGGAGGUCUGUCCGCAGCCGCUCUCGCCAUGAGAAGACUUCUAGGCCGAAACUGAGAAUUCUGAAUGUUUCAAACAAAGGUGAUCGGGUAGUGGAAUGCCAGCUAGAGACACACAAUCGGAAAAUGGUUACUUUCAAAUUUGACUUGGAUGGUGAUAACCCUGAGGAAAUAGCUACAAUUAUGGUGCAGAACGAGUUUAUUUUAGCAACAGAGCGAGAGUCAUUUGUAGAACAGGUACGAGAGAUUAUCGAGAAGGCAGAUGAAAUGCUGAGUGAGGAUGCCAGUGUGGAGCCCGAAGGGGAUCAGGGGCUGGAGAGCAUGCGGACGAAAGACGACAGCUUCUUCCCGGGGUCACAGAAAUUAGAGUUCAAACAGCCAGAUCCUACAUCUUCCAUGCCACAAAGAAUAGGGGUUCCCUCUAGCUCCUUUACCCAGGUUGUCCAUUCUGCGGGAAGACGGUUCAUUGUCAGCCCGGUCCCCGAGAGCCGACUGAAAGAACAGGGCUUUUUCACAUCUGCUCUUGCUGGAGGAAACGAGACUUCGGAUAUGGUUGCAGCGUCUCCUGUACAUGGUCCUGGAAUGAAUCUCUCCCACUCAGCGUCAUCGCUGAGCUUGCAGCAAGCUUUCUCUGAGAUGGGGCAUGCUCAGAUGGCAGAAGGACCUAGCACAGCUCCUCCAGUGUUCAAUCAAACAAUGCCACCAUUUCCUCCUGCACUUUCUACCAUGGCGGGCAGCGGUGCAACUCCUGCAUCUGUGGCUACUUCUUCAGUGUCUGUUUCCUCCAGCACCGGUGUUUCUCUUCCAGCAUCUGUUACUUUGCCUUCAGAAAACGCAGCUGUUGGAGUUGCGCCAAGCACGAGCGUGCCAAGCUCUGUUUCUCCACCUCCAGCCUCGCAGUCUGGACAGCAGUCGACCGGAGCAGCUUCCAGCGUGAGCUCUCCGGCUUCUUUCUCCUUAGCUGCCGCGUCCCAGCCUGCCCAAGCGGUGACUGCAGACGUUGCCCCCAGCAGCAGCACGCCGUCGUCUUCGGCGCUGCCGUCUGCCCAGGCUCCCGGCGCCGCCGCGCCGGCUGCGACCUCUCAGUCCGCUCCUCAGACUGCGAGCGGCGUGGCGGCGCCGCAGAGCUCCGCCGCCCUGUCCCUGGCUCAGAACGUGGCCGUGCCGCUUCCCCAGCUCAGCAGCGGCGGCUCUGUGUCCGGUCCGGCAGAAACGACGGUGGUGAGCGCCCCGCAGGCACUGCCUGAGAGCGGGCGCUCUCUGGAUAAAUCGCACCCCUGCAAUGCAGCUGGCUUGUCUCUUCCGAUCUCCGCGCCUCUGUCAUCCUCGAUAGCGUCGAGCGUAUGCGCUUCGGCGUCUCAGCCGGCGAUCCACCCCUUGCUCGUUCCAUCGGGAAUUACGUCGACGCCCGUCCUGCCGCAGAUCUCGGGCGCGACGCCCAUGUUGCCCCAGGUUCCCUUACCUGGUGUGCUGCCGCAGCCGGUCGCGAACGUGCCUGCGGUGCAGCAGACUUUGAUCCACAGCCAGCCCCAGCCGGCUCCGUUGCCCAACCAGCCUCACGUUCACUGUCUGGAGGCCGAUGCCGAUGCUCAGUCUAAAGCCCCUGGCAUCGAUGAUAUCAAGACCCUGGAAGAAAAGCUGCGCUCUCUGUUCAGCGAGCACGGCAACGUGGGCGCGGCGCACCCCUCGGUGUCUCUGGAGACCUCGCUGGUGGUGGAAACGCCCGUUGUUCCUGGCAUCCCAACCACCGCUGUUGCACCGAGCAAACCCCUGACGUCCAUUAGCACUUGUAUUCCUCCCAGCAGUUUGCCUCUCGGAGCCGCUGGCCUGCCGGGGCUGACCCCGGUUGCCACUCCCGGGCAGGUGCUCACCCCGGUGAGCUACAUCUCAGCCUCCAGCAGCGUGGCCACGGCAGCGGGGAAAGCGGGGAGCUCUCCCUCCAAGCCCUCCCUCAGCAGGGUACCGGUGCUACCACUAGGUUCUGACCUUCCUGCUGGCACUCCAUCCAGUGAGCAGCUGCCACCUUUUCCAGGACCUUCACUAACUCAGUCCCAACAGCCACUGGAAGAUCUGGAUGCUCAGCUGAGAAGAACUCUUAGUCCAGAGACGGUCCCAGUGACAUCUGCUCCUGCCUGUUCUGUGCCCUCAGUAGCAUCAACAACGGUUACUGGGCCGGUGUCCACGGCGUCGCAGAGCCUGAAGGACGUUUUGGCAGCGGGGGAUGGAGAGAGCAGCGCCUCGGCGGGAGGCAGCGUGCUGAAGAUGGGCCGCUUUCAGGUGUCCGUGGCAGUGGAGGAUGUGCUGAAAGAGGGUGCCAAAGCUGCGGCUCGGCCAGCGCCGUUUGAAAGCGUGUCCAGCGAUUCCUCCAGCCUCUCCGGCAGCAGCCCAGAGAGCACGCUGGUGAAGCAGGCUGAGAGCCGCAGGAGCGGCGCCGCCGCCCGCCGGGAUGUGCUGGACGGCCUCGCCGAGGCGGCGCCGGCGCCGGGGGACGCUGCCCAGGCCACCAAGGUGGGGCGCUUCCAGGUGACGGCCACGGCGGAUCAGGUGGGGCGCUUCUCCGUGUCCAAGGCUCGGGAUGAGGUCAGCUGUGCCCGGAAGGAGCCGGGGACUCUUCCUCUCUCCGUGGGCUUGGAACGAGUUGCUGCUUCGGCCGCAGCUCCCAAGAAGGAGCUGGAGUCGAGGCAGUCCCCGCACAUGAAUGGUCCGUCCUCUGACCUGGAGGCCGCCUUUCUGAGUGGGAUGGCAAAGGAUCUGGAUGAUGGCUCGGGGAGCCCAGACUCUGUCCAGCACCUGGGAUCCAAGAUCAGCCUCCCCGUUCAGAGCCUCAGCAACUCCUUCAACUCCUCCUACAUGAGCAGCGACAAUGAGUCGGACAUCGAAGACGAGGACUUGAGGCUGGAGCUCCGUCGGUUACGGGAGAAGCACCUUAAAGAGAUCCAGGAGCUGCAGAGCCGCCAGAAGCAGGAGAUUGAGUCACUCUACAUGAAACUGGGAAAGGCCCCACCUGCAGUAAUUAUUCCCCCAGCUGCUCCCCUUUCAGGAAGGAGGAGACGACCUACGAAAGGAAAAAGCAGCAAGUCCAGUCGUAGCAGCUCCCAGGGACAUAAGAGCCCUCAGCUAUCAGGCAACCUGUCAGCUCAAAGUGCACCAUCAGUGUUGCCCCCCCAGCAGACCCUUCAUCCUCCUGGCAGUGUUCCAGAGACGGGGCAGAACCAUUUGUUACAGCCCCUGAAGCCUUCACCUUCCAGCGAAAACCUCUACUCUGCCUUCACCAGUGACGGUGCCCUCUCGGUACCGAGCCUCUCGGCGCCAGGCCAAGGCUGUGCGAAGUUUAACUGUGCGUCUGAGAGAGUGACCUUCAAGCCUGGUGGCAGGAGGACCCGAUUUCUGAGUACGCCCUGCUUGGCUCUUUGGAAGAUGGUGAAAAAAGUCUGUCCUUGCAACCAGCUCUGUAGGACCAGCAGCACCAACACGGUGGGGGCCGCGGUGAACAGCCAGGCCCCCCAGAGCCAGCCCACGGCCGGCGCCUCCAGCCGCAAGGGCACCUUCACCGAUGACCUGCACAAGCUGGUGGACAACUGGGCCCGCGACGCCAUGAACCUGUCCGGAAAGAAAGCGGGCAAAGGGCACAGCAGCUACGAGGGCCCCGGAAUGGCAAGAAAAUUCUCGGCACCGGGUCAGCUCUGUAUCUCUAUGACAUCUUCCCUGGGUGCUACGCCCAUCCCUGCAGCAUCAGCUACCUCUUUAGGUCCCUUCAGCAAGGCCAUGUGCCCCCCGCAGCAGUACGGUUACCCCGCAGCGUCCUUCCCCCCGCCCUGGAGCGGGCCAGGGGGGCCAGCACAGCCACAGCUGGGCCAGUUCCAGCCCGUGGGUGCCACCUCUUUGCAAAGCUUCAACAUCAGCAACUUGCAAAAGUCCGUCAGCAACCCUCCGGGCUCCAACCUGCGGACCACUUAGCCGUGCCCCGGGCCCUGCCGGCCGCGCCUCGGCACGGGACACGGGGAGGGAGACGGGGCCCUGUAUCACUACUAGUGCUGCAACGGACUGGUGGCUUGCCAGACUGGGAAUGAAUUUACCUUUUCCAACCGUCGCUGUCAGCUCUCUGUGGCGGGAGUUUCCCCACGCGCUCGGAAGGGGGAGGAGGAUGAUGAGCAUCCUUGUGAUGGGACAGUGCUUUUCACCGAGGGGGCUGCUCUCGUGGGGGACGAGAGCUGUGAGGAGACGCCACGGGCUCGGCUCGUUCGGUCUCGCUGUAAAAUUGUUCUGGUUGGAGGCUGAAUCCGCACGUGCGGAGGUGGGAGAGCUGAACCCUCGCGUGAGGCUUUACGCUCUCCUCGCCUCCUCCGAAGGACCGGGAUCAGGAAAAAGCUGUCCAAAUCCCCCUCCUCUCCCUCUCCCCAGCCAAUCGUAUCUGGCUCUGAAACGAUGGGGCACACGAAUGGACUUGCGGCGCAGCCCGUGCUUGAUAGGUCAUUACUGCUUAAAGUAAGAUAUUAACAGCUUUGACUGCAGCAUUAGAGCAAUUUAAAUUGUUAAAAAAAAAAAAAUUUAAAAGUUCCCUGCGGACAUGUACUUACCAUCAGUUUUGAUGUGGAAACACUGUGAUAUAUAAAUGUUGUUGGACAACAGUAGUUUAAAAAUGAGUGGAAUAUAGAGGGUUAAAAAAGUUAAAAAGAAAAAAACGGGAAAAAAAGCUAGCUAUAUCCUUAUACUUAUUGGAGACACUUUAACUUUUUCCUUUGUAUUUUCAUUGUAUUAGAUAAAUAAAUGUGAAUGUAAAAUUGUAUAAAUUAAUGUACUUGAAUACUUGUCUGUUCUCCCAGUAUGCUUGCUGGAUAUUUUAGUGCCUUGGACUUCUCUUGCUUCUGCAGUUUAGCGUCGUCUUCCCAGCGGAGCCCAGGUGGGCAGAGGGCGAGUUGAGGGCAGGAUGUUUGUGCCCGGGGCGCUCCGGGAGGGGAGCUCCGAGCUCCCCCGGGCCGCGGCUCGGAGCAGUUCUGUGCGCGGGGAGUUGUCCAGGGGGCAGAGCCGAAGGUGCGGGGUGACGGGGGGAUGCAGGUGAGGCUACAGCGAGCCCUCACAGGUACGGGCUCGAGGCAGGAGGCUGGGUCGGAGCAGAGAGGACAGGGAGGAGGUGUCUUUGGGAGAGGCCCGGCUGAAGAGGCGGUUUGACUCCACCUGCCAAGUGGUGAAGAGGUUUGGUCAGGAUGUGACGUGAGGGAGAGGUGCCGUGGCUCGUUGGCGCGGGCUUGUCUGCUGGGAUUGCUUUUCUUACCUUUUUUUUUUUUUAUUUUUUUUUUUUUUUUGGUAAAAUUCAUUUAAGCCAGGAACAAUGUCCUGGUGCGACGUCCAUUGCCGGCAAUGGAUGUACUUGAAACAGCCGGCAUCAGAAGUUUCCUCUGUCUUACUUGGAGGAUUUACAGUUUUGUUCACUCUUAACAAAUUUCAAGCUGGUACCAGGAUUGUCACUGUCUGUCACUUGUCACCUCUUAGUACCUGUACUGUAUCUUCUGCUUCGGUCAUUCUCCCUUUUCGAAUUUAAGAAAUACUGGUUUCCUCUUCAAAGCCCAAACAAUACCAGCCAGUAUUUACGUAGUGCUGCAAAAAGCUGUGAAGGAUGAGGGUGCAGCCCCCUGGAGCUCAGGAGCAGCUCACCGCUCUCCUGGAGGCCGGUGCAUCACAGGGCCCUCGCUCGGCCACGUUUGUUUCUAUCUCGGAGCGCUGUUCCCCGCUGGCGCCUUAGCAGGGAGUCGUGUGCCUGCAGAUGCUCUCCCUCUCUCGUUUUCACACGGAGACCUGCGGUGCUUUCUGUUGUGCCCCUUGUAGCGCGGUCCCGGCGGCAGGGCAGCCCGGGCUGGAGAGGAGCAGCUGCGGGCCCGGGCAGGGACGGGCCGGAGCUCGGGGGGAGCAGGGAGCGGCGCCCCGGGCUGAGGAGCCUCUGCCUGGGGACGGGUGCGGGGAACCGGGAGCGCACAGCUGGGGCAGGGCUGAGACCAGGGCCCUAGUGCUGCAUGAGGAACCGGGCAGCUGGGUGCGGCACGUGGUUACUUAAAUUUGAUCUAAUAACUUUGAGGUCGUUUUUUCACUUAACGUUAUGCAAGAACUGGUUUUAUUUACCAUUGAUUUUUUUUUUUUCCCCCUCCCUCCCUCUCCUCCUGUGGAUGAAUAACUGAAGUCUAGAGGAAUAAACUAAUGCUACUGAACUGUUAAAUUAUUUUGUUUAAUAUUACACUUUGAGUAUCUUUUUCCACAUAAAAUCUGUUUCUGAAUUACAAGCGUUUUCUUUACAUUAUUUAACAAUGUACACUGUAAAAAAUAAAAAUAAAAAAAAAUAAAAUGAAUUGAA
Hirundo rustica (Barn swallow) is the source of this 10333-nucleotide messenger RNA. RefSeq names its product WNK lysine deficient protein kinase 1 (gene WNK1). The coding region runs from base 1 to 7947 and encodes 2648 amino acids. Gene Ontology annotation, molecular function: protein serine/threonine kinase activity; potassium channel inhibitor activity; ATP binding. Lineage: Eukaryota; Metazoa; Chordata; Aves; Passeriformes; Hirundinidae. The record is from RefSeq and is a predicted model, not a curated record. The transcript is spliced from 32 exons. Gene Ontology annotation, cellular component: cytoplasm; cytosol. Gene Ontology annotation, biological process: monoatomic ion homeostasis; intracellular signal transduction; positive regulation of potassium ion import across plasma membrane.